This is a messenger RNA of Morus notabilis, 1064 nucleotides long. RefSeq names its product dirigent protein 10. The transcript has a single exon. The record is from RefSeq and is a predicted model, not a curated record. Bases 69 to 1064 code for a protein of 331 amino acids. Lineage: Eukaryota; Viridiplantae; Streptophyta; Magnoliopsida; Rosales; Moraceae.
AAAAAACAACCUUAGUUCUAAAACUCCCUCUUCCAUUCUCAAAACUUGUCCUUGCAAUCCCAAAUCCUAUGGCAAACAAAUAUAUUCCUACUUCUCUCAUUGCCAUAGCCUGGUUGCUUUUCCUAUCUCUCACAAUCUCAUCCACCUUCUCAGCUAGACUCCUUGAUGAGGAUGCUCCUGAGGACCCUGACGUAGCUCCAACACCUUUUGUGCCCACCAACCCCACGGGCCCCACCGCCACCCCGGUAGGCCCUGCGGGCACUCCAGUAGGCCCAGUUGGCACAUCGGUAGGCCCAGUGGGCCCGACCGCUAACCCGGCAGGCCCUGUAUCAGCCGCUGGUGGGGCCACAUUAGGCAAUGCAGAUCCCCACCACACACUAAUCUUCUACAUGCACGACAUCGUGGGCGGGACGAACCCCUCGGCCAUAGCCAUCACUGGGAUAGUCUCGAACCCGGCGGUAAGCGGCCAAGUCCCGUUUGCGAAGCCGAACGGCGCGGUCCUCCCCAUCAACAACGGCGUCCCGCAGAACAACAACAACCAAGGCAUUAUCAGCAACAACAACGUCCCAUUCUUCACCGGCCUGGCCGGCAACACAGCCAACCUCCUCCAGAACACCAACAACAACAACAACAACUUCAUCGCCGGAGGCAACGGUUUCCCGUUCUUGAACGGCGCUCAGCUCCCUCCGGGGAUGACCCUCCAGAAGCUGAUGUUCGGGACCGUGACGGCCUUCGACGACGAGCUGACCGAGGGCCACGAGCUGGGCUCGGGCCUGCUCGGAAAGGCCCAGGGCUUCUACGUGGCGAGCUCGGUGGACGGGACGAGCCAGAUCAUGGCUUUCACGGCCAUGUUCCAGACCGGUGGCUACGCCGACAGUCUCACUUUCUUUGGGGUCCACAUGACCGCCGCCGCUGAGUCUCACCUGGCCAUCAUGGGAGGCACCGGAAAGUAUUUGAAUGCCAAGGGAAUCGCCACCGUUAAGACGUUUCCGCCUACUGCUGAUCAGCACAACACUGAUGGGCUCGAGACUCUGCUUCAGUUCACUGUCUAUCUUUCCUACUAG